Molecule: messenger RNA, 2348 nt
Organism: Sorghum bicolor (sorghum)
Lineage: Eukaryota; Viridiplantae; Streptophyta; Magnoliopsida; Poales; Poaceae
Product: spidroin-2
Exons: 6
Coding region: 233-880 (215 amino acids)
Source: RefSeq, a predicted model, not a curated record
GUGUUUUCCUCUUACAACAUUUCAACAUCACCAUCACCAUCACCAUCAAAAAUAUGGGAGGUAGUAUAUAUGAGCCCAUCUAACCUGUUUCUGUUUCCAGUAUACGUCUGCCGGUACUCUGAAUGUACCAUCUACAUACCUGGAGCAGCAGAAACAUUCUACCACCUGUGUCCUCAGCAUAUCACAAUUGGGCUCUCUUUGAGGUGUUGCACCGAGUGCACACUGCACAGCCAUGAGGAAGGAGAUCAUCAUUCGAAUGCAGCCAGAUUCGGACAAAGGCCGUGCCAAGGCUCUGAAGGUGGCAGCUUCAGUGAGCGGGGUCGAGUCGGUGACGGUGGCCGGCGAGAGCAGGGACAUGCUGCUGCUGAUCGGCGACGGCGUGGACGCGGGCAAGCUGACGAGGAAGCUGAAGAAGGAGGUCGGGGAGGCCGACAUCCUGGAGCUGCGGACUCUGCCGGCCACGGGCAGUACCAGCAGCGCGCUGGCACCGGGCAGCAGUACCGUCGUCACGCAGUCCGCGUACCAGCGGCACGCCGCCACUCCCGGCCGGAGCGUGCCCGGAGGCAGCCGCAUCGAGUGCCCGUUCGCCGCCGCCGCCGCCGCGCAGUGGCCGGGCGAGCACGGCAGGCAGCAGGCGGUCGGCUACUACCACCGCCGGACCCCGGGCCCGGGAUACUACCACCAGCAGUCGUCGCCGAUGGUUGGGCAAGGAGGAUACGGGUACGGCUACGCGGGGGGCAGCAGCUUCGCGCUCGAGGUGGCGCGCAGCCACCCCGCGAACUACUCGCCGAUGAUCGCGCGGCACGACCGCCCGGGCAAUGCAGGCGGGCGGCGAGAGCUCGGUGGCGGCGGAGGGCCCAACUGCUGCUCGAUAUUAUAGCGCGUUUUUUUCAUUUGCCUUUUUUUUUGCUUCAUUUGCCGUGUUAUUAUUUAUUAAUGGCAGAUGACCGAAAGAUGUACGUUGCGUGUGAGCUCAUGAUAUUUGCCGAUUGAGAAUCGUAGGUUGCUCGUGUGCAUAGGCAAGCACUGAGAGAAACUGAUUAUGGUUCUGUGAAUUCCUUUUUCUCUGAUUAUGGCCUGUUCGUUUUCUAGCUGUCUCAUUUCCUCAUCGUCCCGGCGAGAGAUUUCCCCAACGUCCCGUCGAGAGGGGAAAAGGGUUCGUCCCGACGGGUGGCGAUUGUCCCGGCGUCGCGGCGAGCCUCCCUCUCAUCUGCCAUUUCUCAAGCUCUUGAGUAAUCUCAGUCACAACUCACUUUAAGGGAUUGUGGUGGUCCCUCUUCUUGUUUCUUUCACCAUCAGGAUGAUGGUGGGGACUAGACGAAGGAAGCUGUUGCACUGAAAGAUUUUGCAAAGAGGCAAAGUACCAUCUGAUCAUCACAGUGUUGUACUAUGAGAUCCUGAACUCAUCUGAUCAUGCCUGCAACUUUGUAAAACAGGUGCCAGCUACUAUCAGAUUUGCAUUAGAAGGAGAAAUGCCGCCCUAUUUACUUGUGAAGGAUAUGAUUUGGCAAGUAAGCUACAAUAUCUAAUAUUGCAUUUUUAAUAUUAUAAAAUGCACUUAUUGUAAUGUGCAAUUUUUUCAUUAUCGUUAUGUAAUUUAUAUUAUGUUUUUAUUUUUCUAAGUGUGUUUGGCACCAUGAAUUGUAGUGUUUAUCCUGUUCUCUGCAAUGCAGUAGGGGAAGAAACAUGGAAGAAAAAUAUAAAGUAAGCAGAGGCAAUAUUUUGCUCAUCUCUCUGUCAUUGUAACUGAUGUCGGAUAGAUUUAUGAACAUAGAAUUUGCAAAUGCAUUCUUUCCGCCCAACAUCUAUUUGAACAUAUAUAAACUUCCUACUCCACUCUUAAUUUACAUGCAUUUAGAAACAAAUGAUAUGUCUAUGUUAAAGUUGGAGCAUUAUAAAGAAUCUGUGUGUAGUUUUAGUAUCUUGCUUGAAUCUAUGCUGGUUCCAGUAUAUUGUUGUGAUCUAUUUUUAUCGUUAAUCUCAUGUGCCACCUAGACCUACUAUGAAUUCUUGGCAUAGGAAAUGUCAACGAGCGACAUGCAAGGGUCAUUUGGAGGUCUGCAAGUACUUGGUUGAGGAACUAGGAUGUGAUGAUCCAAAUAUGGUUGCAAGUGGAGGCUCAUGUGAAGGAUCUUUUUAGGUCUUUUGUGCUUAUAGAAAUUGUAUGCUCCCAUAUGAGUACAAUUUUGGCACCUGGUAGUGUGAGAUAUGUAAAUUAUAUUUUUAUGUUUUUCUUUGCAGGUGCAACACCGUUUGUGGCCUGUUUGCACAGUCAGCCUGCUGGCAGCAGUGUGUAGAUGUGUCAUCAAUGUUUUUUGUUAUUCUUGUGUGGUUGUGUUCCAAUUUGC